Laccaria bicolor S238N-H82 is the source of this 1347-nucleotide messenger RNA. RefSeq lists its product as uncharacterized. The record is from RefSeq and is a predicted model, not a curated record. The transcript is spliced from 9 exons. Lineage: Eukaryota; Fungi; Basidiomycota; Agaricomycetes; Agaricales; Hydnangiaceae. Bases 497 to 895 code for a protein of 132 amino acids.
ACUCUCUGAUAAUCAGUCGCGACAAAAUUUCACCCCAGAAAGGAUGUACAACUCGACGCCCAUGAUCGGCUCAGAUUGCGGAAUCGUCGUAUGGGGGCAAACCGUUCAUCUCAUUGCCGUCAUAGAUCAUACUUUUACAAGCAGGACAUCGAUGUUUCAAGUCGAGACUCAGGAUUACGACGACGGUCACGACACCCGAUGGCCCGGACAGUUCAACGUGCUGAGAUGUUACUUUUCAGGCUGCCAGAAAAGCGCUACUCAUGGUUCAAGACGGACGGACUGACCGACCCAAUUUCAAUCAAGUGUUUCUCACCGCCAGCUUCAAAUUCAGUGGCCAGAUAUACGGAGACGAGCAGUGCUGUUUAGCGCGGAACGGAAGAAGCUGGUCUGUGCGGCUAGGGCAACGGGAAACAUAAAUUGGAACGUCGAUUCUGGUGCAACCACCCCACCAGCUCCAAACCCCUGUCUGAGGCUGGUUGGAAGGACUUCACCAGCCAUGACGUCGAUCGGCCCUACAAUAGCUGCCACUCUGAUUGACAGGACGGUCGUGUUUGAUCAUAUACAGCCUUUUCCGCUCAAAUUCAACUUGCAAAAUCAUUGUGAACGGUACUCAAUCUCAACGAAGGCAAAGGACAACCCGAUUGAAUACUCAUUGCAACGUCUCGCCGAACAGAACUACUCCGACUCCUUAGAACCGAGGAAUAGCAGCUGCCAGCCCUGUCCGGAUUCACCUCCGUUCGAGUUUGGAUCGCAGGGGUAUUCCCAGUGCGGCGUCCCAGAGACAGGUGCUUCGAACGUGUGGAAAUUGAGUUAUGAAGCAAAGCGUCAUUUGCUGCUCACCGUCGCUCUUCAGCGGUGCAAACGCUCUUUGGCUGUGGAUACACUGAAUGCUUGAAACGAGCCAGGGCAAAGUCGUUAAUCGUACACUAACAAAGUCUCGUUGAGGGCUUGCCCGCCCAAGUGGUAGCAACCCCAUCUAAGAGGAACUGGGGAAAAAGCUUGCUGUUGGACGAUAGAACGACGCGCUACCCCUGACGGCAAUGAAGAAAAGGGCGAACAUAGUUUGAUAGGGACAGCCCUUCUUUCCUGAUGGUGGGGAGCAUACUCAAGAUCGAAGGUACGCCUUCAAGCCACCAGUGGAGUGGAAACCUACACGGACGUCGCGGUUCACGGACAAAUGCGUAGGGGGUGUGAGAAGGGAAAAUGGGGGAGAACAGUGAUCUUGGCUGAGACGGGGACUUCAUUGGCAAAAUGGGAUGGCACAUCACGAUAGAAUUGUAGCUGAUGAUCGUACCAAGUAGGAUUUAGUCUCAUACUGCUCAUGUUACAGCCACUUCUUCAACCUUC